Nematolebias whitei (Rio pearlfish) is the source of this 1066-nucleotide messenger RNA. It is a transcript of the gene tectb, whose product is annotated as tectorin beta. The record is from RefSeq and is a predicted model, not a curated record. The transcript has 10 exons. Bases 1 to 1020 code for a protein of 339 amino acids. NCBI's taxonomy places the organism in Eukaryota, Metazoa, Chordata, Actinopteri, Cyprinodontiformes, Rivulidae. Gene Ontology annotation, cellular component: cell surface.
AUGGCUUCGUUUGGGGCUCUGCUGAUGGUGUUGCCCGUGGCGCUCACGUGCGCUCCACAAAAAGCAGAUUACGUAGUGGUGUCAUGUUUUCCCAACGCCAUCAUUGCCAACGUCCCAGAGUGCCCAUACGGCUGGGAAAUCGAGCAGCUGUCCCUGGGGGGAGUGUGCUACACAGGAAUUCACAGUCCGGGUUAUUAUCGCUUCAUUAUCCCAGACCUGACACCCAGAAACCACUCGUACUGCGGCACACAAUCUGAGUACAUGCCAGGCAAAGACCCGAAGUACAUCUUCUAUAACUCCAUUGUGUCCAACGAUACGUCCCUGACCGUCAGAAACCAGCCGGUCAACUACACCUUCAGCUGCAUGUACCGAGCCGCCUACCUGGUAAAUAACGCCGUCUUCAGCCAGAGAGUCGCUACGGUUUAUGUGAACAAUGGGAGCUUAGGCACUUUUAGGUCACAGUUAUCUAUGAACGUGUUCACGAACUCCAAGUUCCUGUACGCUAAAGACGCUCCCUAUGUGAUCGACACAUCGGAGAUCGGCUCUGAAGUUUUUAUCGGCAUCGAGGCUAAAGGUCUAAGUAACAGGUUUAAAGUUGUGAUAAACAACUGCUGGGCCACUCCCACUCCGUACUCAACAGAUAGGAAGAGGUGGAGUCUCAUUAUGAACAGCUGCUCUGCUGACAACACCGUGACCAUUUUCGACAACGCCAAAGACAGCCGCUCCACGUUCAAGUUCAACUCUUUCCGCUUCCAGCGGCUGGAGAAGGUUUCCACCGUGUGGCUUCACUGUGAGGUCCAGAUCUGUGACGGGGAGAGACUCGUCUGUCAGCCCAGUCCCUGCACUGUGAGAUCUCUGUCGUCAGAGGUUAACCCGACUGGAGGGAUCCUUUCCGCUGAGUUUCAGGUUAAAGGCAGCAGCUCUUCAAAUAACGGACACACUGCAGGAACCUCACUGUUCAUGCUGCUUCUGGUCCUGAUGGACACGUGCUGGGGUUUAGCAAAUGGAGCAAGAAUGUAGAGAAAUGUUAUUUUAUAAACAAACAGGGGGGAAGUGUUGCCCAAGA